AUGACAAAAUCUGGUUACAUAAAUGCAGUAUUUCGUUCAUCUAGAAAAAAUGAAGCAUACUUUUUCAUCAAUGAUAAGCUCUUGCUAUUGGAUUAUGCUCCCGGAACCAGCAACGAUAAGAUUUUAUAUGGACCUAUUUUUGUUCGCCAUGGGUUUCCAUCGCUUGAUAAUACCAAAUUUGGAAGCAAUGGAAUAGAUUGUGCCUUUGACACCGAUGACAAUGAGGCGUUCGUCUUUUAUCAAGGUCUUUGUGCUAAGAUAGAAUAUACUCCACACACUGACAAAGACAAAAUAAUCUCAGGUUCUAUGAAAAUUGCGGAAAUGUUUCCUUUUUUAGAAGGAACGGGUUUUGAACAUGGAAUAGACGCCGCAUUCAGGUCAACUUUGAACAAAGAGGUUUACUUGUUCAGAGGAGACAAGUAUGCUCGUAUAGACUAUGGCACGAACAGUCUUGUUCAAAUUAUCAGGGACAUCAACAGCGGGUUUACUUGUUUCCGAGACACGAUCUUUGAAAAGGGAAUCGAUGCGGCUUUUGCUUCUCAUAUCCCGAAUGAAGCUUACCUUUUCAAAGGAGAUAACUUUGUGCGUAUCACUUUUACACCAGGAAGAUCAGAUGACUACAUUAUGGGGGGUGUGAGGUCAACUCUUGAUGUUUGGAAGUCUCUUCAGGACAUAAUACCUCUGAAGAAUUAA
Messenger RNA from Medicago truncatula (barrel medic), 693 nucleotides. Its product is annotated as albumin-2. The transcript has a single exon. The coding region runs from base 1 to 693 and encodes 230 amino acids. NCBI's taxonomy places the organism in Eukaryota, Viridiplantae, Streptophyta, Magnoliopsida, Fabales, Fabaceae. The record is from RefSeq and is a predicted model, not a curated record.